Messenger RNA from Lactuca sativa (garden lettuce), 905 nucleotides. Lineage: Eukaryota; Viridiplantae; Streptophyta; Magnoliopsida; Asterales; Asteraceae. The record is from RefSeq and is a predicted model, not a curated record.
AUGUCGUCCAGUGGUCGCUCUCAUGGUAGAGGUAGGGGCAGUGGGAAACACAACCUAGACGAGGUGUUGAAACGGCUACAUGCACUGGAGCAGCAUGUGUUUAUGAACCGACAACCUACAGAGGUUUUUGUUGAAGUAGUGAAUACUGAACAAUUUUGGAACGACAUUACUUUUGAUGAUCCGAUAGUGUCACAAAGAAAAUAUGAUGAACAGGUGCCGGACGAAGACGAAAUAAUAAUUACGGGAAUUGUAGAUUAUUUUGAUGAGUAUGAUGGCAAAGAAGUUACACCCGAUAAACCGAGGACUCGAAAACCAUCACAAUAUUUGUGUCCUCCUUACACCGAGUUGCACACGACACCGAAGCAAAAAAGAAGAACAAAAAAGAAGGUUGAUAUCAAAUCAACAAGCCCCGUUCCUCCUCCAGUUUUUGGUGUUGCUCAUGACUUCUCCAUGUUGCGCCUGCAACCUUACAUAACAAGCGGUGAGGUUGUCAUCCAAAAUUAUUUAUUUCAUUCAUAUGAUGUCCAGCAUCGUUUGUUUAAUUUCGUGUUAGAUAGAGAUUUUUGGAGCUCAUUGUUUGGGCAUACACACGACGGAUGGUUGGAGUCAGCGCAUAUAACCAUUUGGUACCGACUAUUGAUGGAGAGACGGUUUGAGGGCGACCGACAUACAAUAAUGCCUCCAAUUUUUUUUGUUUCUCAUGCUUUGGAAGAAGGGCAGGACUGGAGGGCGUUUAUGGCUGGUAUUGCUACGUACCCCAACUUCAUGGUUGCUUGGUGGGAUGUUGAUACGGUAAACUUAACUGUUUAUAUUGAAAAUAAUAUCGUUAUUUUUGUUAUGUUUUUGUAUUGUGAUGUAAAGAAACAUAAUUUUAUUUUCUGAUCCUUAUACAGGUCUUAUUGCUG